Messenger RNA from Saccostrea cuccullata (small rock oyster), 5868 nucleotides. RefSeq lists its product as uncharacterized. NCBI's taxonomy places the organism in Eukaryota, Metazoa, Mollusca, Bivalvia, Ostreida, Ostreidae. The transcript has a single exon. The record is from RefSeq and is a predicted model, not a curated record. Gene Ontology annotation, biological process: telomere maintenance; DNA repair. Bases 1 to 5868 code for a protein of 1955 amino acids. Gene Ontology annotation, molecular function: DNA helicase activity; ATP hydrolysis activity.
AUGAGAAGUAAGAAUAUCAACAAAAAGAUGUAUUCUUACAAUCCAAAAUACCAGUUAAAGAAAAGGUUUGAAAGCAUUCAAAGAUAUAAAAAAUGUGCAUCUCAUCAACAAAAGGUAAAAGAAGCAAGUAAACAGAAAUACAAAACAAAUCCUGGACAUAAAAAAACAGUAAAAAAAGCUAGUGUUCACAAGUACAAAACUAACUCUGAACAUAGAGAAACUGUGAAAGAGGCUAGCAUACACAAGUACAAAUCAAACCUCCAACAUAGAGAAACUGUAAAAGAGGCUAGCAUACACAAGUACAAAUUAAAUCUUCAACAUAGAGAAACUGUGAAAGAGGCUAGCAUACACAAGUACAAAUCAAACCCUCAACAUAGAGAAACUGUGAAAGAGGCUAGCAUACAAAAGUACAAAACUGAUCCUAAACAUAAGCAACAUGUUAUGGAGAGAAGUACUGAGAAAUAUAAGAUAAAUUUGAUGCACAGAGAGAAUGUGAAAGCCACUAGUAUUAAACGAUACAGAAAUCCCCAGUUUAAAAGGGCUUUUCUGAAGAAUUGUAGGGUAAAAUACAAAAGUGACAAAAAUUUCAGAGAAAGAAAAAAAGAUCAAGUAAAAGAAAGAAAGAGGGAAGCUUUUUUGAAGCUGCAAAAUGAAAUUGAAGUUAUCAAUAAGUUUAAACAAAAUUCAUGUAAAAGUCCAGAGUAUGUUUGUUGCUGUUGUCAGCGCACAUUAUUUCAAAAUCAGGUGCGUACUUUUGAUAGCAAGUCGUAUGAGAGCAGAGACUGUGUAAAAGAAUUGGUCAAAAUGUGUGCACAAGAGGAUUAUUUACAUGAAUGCACUAUGAAUUGUCAUCAAGGAUGCACAAGGUCAUCCCUAUGGAUUUGCAGAACGUGUCAUCAAAAAGUACUCUCAGGGAAAAUUCCUGCAGAAGCGGCUGUAAACCGAAUGAAGGUAACACCAGUACCCAUGGAACUCAAAACUUUAAAUAGUUUAGAAAAGCAAUUAAUUUCCAUACACAUACCAUUCAUGAAGGUCAUGAACUUACCUCAAGGAAGACAAAAGAAUGUGCAUGGUCCAGUUGUUUGUGUACCAUCAGAUUUAAACAAAGCAAUUAGCUUACCUAGAGUAGCAGACGAAACCAUGCUUCUAAGAGUCAAAUUAAAAAGAAAACUUUCAUUUAAAGGAUAUCAGGAAUAUCAGUUUGUAAAUCCACACCACGUGAUCAAGGCAUUGAACUUCCUAAUGGAAAACAACAUCUGGUAUAGAGACACAGAAUUAAAUAAGAACUGGGAAGUGUCUGCAGAAGAAGACUGUUUGAUAGAAGCAGACAAAUCACAGCAAAUGUCUGACACUGAAGAUACUGAUGAUCAGGAUCCACCUGCAGCUUCCAUUGCAUUAGACACCUGCUUACAACCUAUAGAUGUGGUUCAGGAAGUAUUAGAUCAUUAUUUUGAUGAUGUGUUCAAUCUAGCUCCAGGGGAGGGAAAAAAUCCAGUAAAAAUGUUACAGGAUGAAGGAAAUGAAGCUAAAACAUUUCCAUAUCUAUUUCCAACAGGAGAAAAUUCAUGGAAUGAAAAUAGGGAUAUCAAAAUCACUCUCAGUAGAUACUUCCACAAUAGGCUGAUGAAUGCCGACAACAGAUAUGCCAAGGAUUCAAAUUAUUUAUUUUUCUGCCAGUACAUGUCUGAACUCAAUCAAGUAAUAGAGAAAACUCAAAUAUCUGUCAGAAAAUCUUCAGCGAAAACUACAUCAGGACAAAAGAUAACCUCAGAAAUAUUACAAGAUGUUGAUAAAUUGGCAAAACUGCUGAGAAAUGAUGAUGCAUUGCGAUUUAUGCAGCCUAUACGGGGAACACCCUCAUACUGGCAAGCAGCACAAAAGGAUCUCUUUGCCAUGUUACGACAAAUAGGUAUUCCAACUUGGUUCUGUUCUUUUUCUGCUGCUGAGUUCAGAUGGAAUUCAACAAUAGAAGCAAUCUUACGCCAACAGUGUGAUGACAGACAUGCAGAAGACUUAGACUGGACAGAGAAAAGUGAAGUUUUAAGAAGUAAUCCUGUGACAGUGGCACGGAUGUUUGAACAUAGAUUUCAUGUUUUUUUACAUGAUGUUAUUAUGUCACCAUCAGAACCCAUUGGAAAAGUAGUUGAUUAUUUUCAGAGAGUAGAGUUUCAGCAAAGAGGCUCACCUCACAUGCAUUGUUUGUUUUGGAUAGAGGGAGCACCUAAAUUAGACGAAGAUGGUGAAGAUGCUGUAUGCGAGUUCAUUGAUAGAUAUGUCACAUGUGAAAUACCCUCAGAAAGCCAAGAUGCAGAACUGCAUAAAAUUGUCCAAGAUGUUCAACAACACAGUAAAAAACAUUCACAAUCCUGCAGGAAGAAAGGUACAGAUUGUCGAUUUAAUUUCCCCAGGCCACCAUCCAAAAAAACUUUCUUAGCCAAGCCUAGAAAUUUUGAAGAGGACACAGAAAAUGUAAGCAAUGGAAACUUGGAAUUAAAAAGAAAUGAUGCAAAAGCAAUCUUGCAAAAAGUAUGGGAGAACAUUCAAGAUCCAACUCAAAACUUGUCUUCAACAGAGAUAUUUUACAAACUUGGAAUCUCUCAAGAAUUAUUUGAAAAUGCAUACAACACUGUAACCACAAAACAGACCAUUGUUUUACAAAGAGAACCCUCUGAAGCAUGGACUAAUCAGUACAACCCUUGUCUCUUAAAAUCAUGGGAUGCUAAUUUAGACAUUCAGUAUGUGUUGGACCCAUUCAGUUGCAUUGUGUACAUUAUUUCAUACAUCUCAAAGUCAGAACGAGAAAUGGGCAUGCUAUUAAAACAGACAAAAAUUGAAGCAGAGGAAGGAAAUCUAAGUGCACGACAAACAAUGAAAAAAAUUGGAUCUGCAUACUUGCAUCAUAGAGAAGUAAGCGCACAAGAGGCAGUAUAUCGAGUGUGUAAUCUCAACAUGAAGGAAUGCUCUAGGAAGGUUACAUUUAUUCCUGUGGGAGAAAAUCCAACAAGACUUAGUAAACCCUUGCAUCAAAUGAACAAAAGCAAAGAAAUGGCUGGAGAUGAUGAUGAAGAUGAUAUAUGGAUGACCAAUAUUGUAGAAAGAUAUGAGAACCGUCCUAAAUUGCAGGAAUUUGCUGAAAUGUGCCUUGCAACAUUCUGCGCUGAUUACAGAGUCCUAGCAAAAUCACAAGUUCCUUCAAACCUUCGAGAGGGAAUCUUUGAAUUGCAAAAUGGAAAAGGUUAUAUUCAAAAAAGAACAAGGACAAAGCCAGCUAUUAUUAGAUUUCCUAGAUUCAACAAAGAGAAAAUGCCUGAAAAAUUCUACCAAUCUAUACUUCAGCUUUUUCUUCCUUACUGGAAAGAAGACCAACUUAAGCCACCAAAGUAUGAAUUGUUUCAGACUUUUUAUGAAAGUGGAUGUGUACGUUUGAAAUCGGGUAAAAAAGUGAAGAUGGUGAGGGAAAUUGUUGAUAUGAACCGGCAGAUCUACUGCAAGAAUGAAGAUGUAAUUGACCAAGCACAAGAAACUUAUGAAAUUAUAGGAGAACCUGAAGACGCCUGGGCUUUACUAUGUCCCCAGACUGAAGAGAGCAGAGAGAACUGCAUGAAAAGAAAAUCUCAAGUGUUGCAAAACGAAGAGGAAGCAGAAGAUGUUCCAGAUUUGCAAGAUAUUGAACAUAAUGCAGAUCUUUUGUACCAGAUCCAGAAUACAGCUCAUUCACGCCAAAAAAUGUUGCCAUUGCUCCGUACUUUAAAUGCAACUCAGAGUGAGAUAUUCUAUUUUGUACGAGAAUGGUGCCUACAGAAAUGCCAUGAAGAAAAACCUAAAGCAUUUCAUAUAUUUGUAACAGGAGGUGCUGGAACAGGGAAAAGUCAUUUGAUUAAUACUGUUCAGUAUGAAGCAAGCAGAUUAUUUUCAAGAACUCUUACCAACCCUGAAAGUAUCUCAGUUCUCUUAACUGCAUUGACUGGUACUGCAGCAUUCAAUAUAGGAGGAACCACACUGCAUCAUGCAUUUGCCCUCACAAAGUACUUACCAAUCCCUUAUGAACCUCUACAAGAACAACGCCUUAGUACCAUCAGAGUGAAGUUGGAAGAUUUGCAAAUAUUGAUCAUUGAUGAAAUAUCAAUGGUGUACAAACGCUUACUGUAUUAUGUUCAUGAACGUCUUGUACAAAUUAAGAAAUGCAAACUCCCAUUUGGAGGUGUGUCAGUUAUUGCUGUAGGAGAUUUUUAUCAGCUACCUCCUGUCAAACAGAAAAAAAAUGAGCGACUCUACAAUGACUGUUCAACUUAUCCUGUAGAUUACUGGAAGGAGCUAUUCAAGGCUGUUGAAUUACAUGAAAUUAUGCGACAACGUGAAGAUGCAACUUUUGCAGAAGCUUUGAAUAAAUUACGGGUGAGAACAAGCAAAGAGAAUUUAGAACCAAAUGUGGCAGAAAUGUUAUUAGAGUGUGUCAGUGAAGGAUCAGAAGAUGCACUUCAUGUAUAUGCAACCAAUGAAGAAGUCAACAAGUACAACCUUUCAAUGCUAACCACAAAAUGUCAGGAGCUUGUUGAAAUAAAUGCAAAGGAUUAUCAAAAAGAUCAAACUUCAGGAAAGUUAAACCUGCGAGAGAAUCCCAUUGCAAAGAAAAAAGCAGAAGGACUACCAAUGUCAAUAAUUUUAGCACAUAAUGCACGUGUUAUGCUGACUCGAAAUAUUGACGUAGAUGACGGACUUGUAAAUGGAGUAAUGGGAUUCGUAUCUGAGAUCCAAUAUGCAAACAGAGCGCAGAAAGAAGUUAACAGCAUUGGAGUUAUUUUUGAUAACAAAGAUGUCGGGAAGAAAAGUGGAAGGAAAAUUAACUCUGACAGAAUCAUGGUGCUCAUUGAAAGAGUAGAUGAAGAGAUAAAUGAAAAGCAUGUUAAAAGUGUUGUGAGACAUCAGUUUCCUUUGCAAUUAUCAUGGGCCUGCACAGCACACAAGGUGCAAGGUAUGACUACAAAUGAAAUUGUUGUGAAUCUAGACAAAGUAUUUUCACCAGGACAAGCAUAUGUAGCUCUUAGUCGGGUAACAUCAAAACAAGGAUUACAUCUUGAAACAUCCCAAGGUGACGUACAAAAUUUACUUCGGAGAAAAAUAUAUGCAGACCCAGAUGUUAAAAAUGCAGUUUGUGACAUGCCAAAACUUCUUGAAAUUACCACAAACUUGGCUGAACCUGACUGCAAGAGAAUUGUAUUGCACAAUAUUCAAGGAUUACCAGCAAAUUUCAAGGAGAUGAUAUCAGAUACACGAUUUCAAAAAGCAAAUGUUAUUUGUUUGACGGAGACCUGGUUGCAAGAACCAUCAUCAGUUCAAUUCUCACUGCAAGGCUUUAGGUUCAUUCACACAUUGAGAAAGAAUUCAUAUGACAAAUCUAAUGAGCUUUAUUCCAAGAUUCAAAACUCGAAUGGAGGGGGAGUUGGCACAUAUAUCCAUGAUGACGAAGAAGCAAGACAAAUUGAUAUUCCAGUCCCAAAUAUUGAAGUUGUUGCUUUUGUUUUCCAAGAAAACAUCUCCAUUUUUACUGUAUAUAGACCCAGCUCUUUGAUAAAAGAUUUCUUCAUAUCGUCACUUGAGCAGCUUACAAAUUUCAUCAAACGAGAAUGCGAAAAUUGUAUUAUACUGGGGGACUUCAAUGAAAAUGCUGUAGAUGACACUGGACCAAUUCAAAAAUUCUUGAAUGAUCAUGGAUUUAAACAACUUGUUACUUUCCCAACAACAGAGGGAAGGACAAUCAUUGAUCAUGUUUAUGUGUAUGGCCUUGAAGAGUAUCUUAUUGAUGUGUCACUACUUCCGACUUAUUACAGUUAUCAUGAGGCGAUUAUUGUAAAACUGUUUAGGAAAUAA